Molecule: messenger RNA, 2244 nt
Organism: Pediculus humanus corporis (human body louse)
Lineage: Eukaryota; Metazoa; Arthropoda; Insecta; Psocodea; Pediculidae
Product: Dipeptidyl peptidase 4, putative
Exons: 16
Coding region: 1-2244 (747 amino acids)
Biological process (GO): proteolysis
Molecular function (GO): serine-type peptidase activity; dipeptidyl-peptidase activity
Source: RefSeq, a predicted model, not a curated record
AUGACGUUGGAUGAAUAUUUGCAGGGUGAACUGACACCAACUAGAUUAAGCUCUCAAUGGACUUCUUCUAAACAUUUUGUCUUCCAGCAGGAUGAUGGUGGCCUUGCUGUUUUGGACACUGCUGAAAAUACAAUUUCGCUCUUAGUUACAAAUCAUACUCUUUUGGAUGUUAAGGGUUUUCUUUGUACCACUGAUCUCAGAUAUAUUUUGUUUCGGCACGACGUUAAGACGGUAUUCAGAAAUUCUUUUUUAUCUCAUUACACAAUUUAUGACGUCACAAACGAUCAUCUCAUUCCAAUAACGAUUCGUGAUUCCGAAAAUAAAAUUACAGCCACCAGACUUCAACAUGCCAUCUGGUUGGGUAAUACAACUGCCUUGGCUAUUAUUAAUAAUAAUAAUAUUUAUAUAAGAGAUUCUCCGGUUGGAAAAGAUCAUCAAAUAACAAUUACUGGACUUCCUGGAGUCGUGUACAACGGUGUUUCCGAUUGGUUGUAUCAGGAGGAUAUUUUUGCCUCGUCUGAAGCGUUGUGGCCUUCACCGGACGGAAGUCACAUAAUAUUUGCCACAUUUAACGACAGCAAAGUUCGAACUCUUAGUUUUCCAUGGUUCGGUGUAAGUUCGCUCAGUAGUUCUAGCAAUACAUUCGGUAGUUUUCCAGAUUUCAAAACCGUUAGAUAUCCAACGCCUGAAAGUCCAAAUCCAAAAGUACGGCUGUGGGUAGUCGAUGUGAGAAAUAAAAAUAAAUCCGUGCGUUGGGAAGUAAGCCCUCCAAAAUCACUUGAGAAUCAAGACUUUUACUUGACCUCAGCGGGUUGGGUAGGCGACAGCAAUCAACAAGUUGGUGCGGUUUGGAUGAACCGUGCUCAAAAUCUCAGCAUCGUUAGUGCCUGCGUCUCUCCUAAUUGGACGUGUAUAGAGACUCACGUGGAGAGAGCUCCAGAAGAUACGUGGCUAGACGUGCAGCCACAACCUUUUUUCUCACCUGACGGGGAUAGUUUUUUGUUGUUGGCUGCCGUUCAAGAAGGAGCCAAUGAUCAUUAUACUCAUAUUAAGCACGUCACGCUCAAACAACAGAGAAUGGCAGUCCUCAGUCACGGACGCUAUGAAGUUGUUAAAAUUUUAGAAUGGGACACUUCUAAUCAUUUAGUGUAUUUGUUUUUUCACUUAUUUAAUUUCAAGCAUUUGUAUGUUGUUAAAGAUCCAGGAGCAGAUGAUCCAAAAAGAUUAGAGCCACAAUGUAUUACUUGUGAUUUAAGUGAAUAUGGUAAUUGCACGCAUUUUAAUGCUGCCGUUAGUCCUCCGAAAGGUAUGGAAGGAGCAUUAGGCCAUUAUGUAUUAGAAUGCGAAGGUCCCGGAUUACCUCUUGCUGCCAUACAUGCUUCUGAUACUCAUCGAUUAAUAAGAGUCAUUUUUAAUACAAGACUCACUCGCUUACAACUUUUACAAAAGCUAGCGUUGCCGACGUCUAAAAGUUUUUCGGUGCCUCUACCACAGGGUUCAAAAGCUCAAGUGCAACUGUAUCUUCCACCGAGUUGGAGAGAAGAAUUGCGAGACGCCGCCUACCCAGUGUUGGUGGAGGUUAAUGGCCGUCCAGGAAGUCAAUCAGUAACUCAAAAGUUCUCAAUAGAUUGGGGAACUUACAUGUCUAGUCAUAACGAUGUAGUUUACAUAAAACUUGACGUACGAGGUGCCAAAGGAUUAGGAAAAAGGCCUCUUUAUAGGCAUUUAGGUGGAGUUGAAGUACAAGAUCAGAUUGUGACAGUGAGAAAUCUACUUGAUACUUUUGGCUUUUUAGACAGAAGUAGAAUUGCAGUUUGGGGUUGGGGUUACGGAGGUUAUGUAACUACAAUGCUAUUAGGAUCUCAACAAAAUAUUUUUAAAUGCGGUAUAGCCGUAUCACCAAUUACAGAUUGGCUGUAUUACAAUAGUGCUUUCACGGAAAGAAUAUUGGGUCUUCCUGGUGACAAUUAUAAAGGUUACGUAGAAGCAGACGCUACUCAAAGAGCGAGAAACAUACCUAGUCAUUCACUUUAUCUCAUUCAUGGUCUUGCCGACGUAACAGCACCCUAUCAGCAUGGCGUGGCUUUGGCAAAGGCUUUAGCCGAUGCUGGAGUUUUGUUUAAAUAUCAGAGUUACGCGGACGAAGGUCAUUUUCUUGUUGGUGUUCUAUCACAUGUGUACAGAUCCAUGGAAAAUCAUUUAAAAGAGUGCCUUAGCUUGGAUGAAGACGAGAAUAAUUCAUAG